GGCUAACUGGUAACAGUUAAGCUAACGUUAGCAGACACGUCUACAGACAGUCCGCUGCUGCUGCUGCUGCUGCUGGAGGAGGAUAACACACACAUGUUGAACUGCUGCUGGAAGAAAUGCUCGCUACGAAUAAGGGUCUAACUGGCUUUCAUACUAACACACACUGAGCUGCCACGUCAAAAGUUGAGAGGUUUGCUACGUCACAAAGAUGGCAACCAUUGAGGUUUAGAAGUGUCUUUCCACACUCAACUCUUGGACCGUUUGAGUGCGCCACUGCAUUUGCUAACAGCUCCCGGCCCAGCCAUGUUCGGCACAGAGUCCUCAUUAAGCAUGUUUCUCAACACCCUGACGCCCAAGUUUUACGUGGCUCUGACGGGCACUUCCUCCCUCAUAUCAGGACUCAUAUUGAUAUUUGAGUGGUGGUAUUUCAGGAAAUAUGGGACGUCCUUCAUAGAGCAGGUGUCUGUGAGUCACCUGCGCCCCCUGCUGGGCGGAGUGGACAGCAGCUCCCCCAGCAACUCCAACACCAGUAAUGGAGAGGCAGAUUCUAAUCGACAAAGUGUGUCCGAAUGUAAAGUAUGGAGAAAUCCGCUGAAUUUAUUUCGUGGAGCUGAAUAUAAUCGAUAUACGUGGGUAACAGGUCGAGAGCCGCUGACAUACUACGAUAUGAAUCUGUCGGCACAAGACCAUCAGACCUUCUUUACAUGUGACUCAGACCACCUGCGGCCUGCUGACGCCAUUAUGCAGAAGGCGUGGAGAGAGAGGAACCCACAGGCUCGUAUCUCUGCAGCACAUGAAGCUCUGGAGCUCGAAGACUGUGCGACAGCGUACAUCCUGCUGGCGGAGGAAGAAGCUACAACCAUCAUGGAGGCUGAACGUUUGUUUAAACAGGCGCUAAAAGCUGGAGAGGGCUGUUACCGCCGCAGCCAACAGCUCCAACAUCACGGUACACAGUAUGAAGCCCAGCACAGAAGAGACACCAACGUAUUGGUGUACAUAAAAAGAAGACUGGCCAUGUGCUCCAGAAAGCUCGGCCGAACACGAGAAGCAGUUAAAAUGAUGAGAGAUUUGUGUGUUUUCCAGUUAAUGAAGGAGUUCCCUCUCCUCAGUAUGUUCAACAUCCACGAGAACCUGCUGGAGUCGCUACUAGAGCUCCAGAACUACGCCGACGUCCAGGCCGUUCUGGCCAAGUACGACGAUAUUAGCUUACCCAAAUCUGCAACAAUAUGCUACACAGCAGCCUUGCUCAAAGCCAGGGCGGUAUCGGACAAAUUUUCUCCAGAAGCAGCAUCCAGGCGAGGGCUGAGCACAGCAGAGAUGAACGCAGUAGAAGCCAUCCACAGAGCGGUGGAGUUCAACCCUCACGUCCCUAAAUAUCUGCUGGAGAUGAAGAGUCUGAUUCUUCCUCCAGAACACAUCCUGAAGAGAGGAGACAGCGAGGCCAUCGCCUACGCUUUCUUCCACCUGCAGCACUGGAAAAGGGUCGAGGGGGCGCUCAACCUGCUGCACUGCACCUGGGAGGGCACGUUCAGAAUGAUCCCGUAUCCUCUGGAGAAGGGUCACCUGUUCUAUCCAUAUCCCAUCUGCACAGAGACAGCCGACAGAGAGCUGCUACCCACAGUGUUUCACGAGGUGUCAGUCUACCCUAAGAAGGAGCUGCCCUUCUUCAUCCUCUUCACAGCCGGUCUCUGCUCCUUCACCGCCAUGCUGGCUCUGCUCACACACCAGUUCCCUGAACUCAUGGGAGUGUUUGCUAAAGCUUUCCUCAGCACGCUGUUCGCUCCUCUGAACUUCAUCAUGGAGAAGGUGGAGAGCAUCCUGCCGUCCAGCCUCUGGCACCAGCUCACUCGCAUCUGACCCCAACCGGACCGGACCAGACUCUGAAUCAGACCCAGGACCAGGACCAGGAGCCGACCUCCAUCCAGACAGAAACAGCUGAACUGAAACCCAGAACGCUGCGUAGGACGGGACUGACACACCUUUGUGCCAAGACGAGCGAGUUCAAACCAAACUGAGGACGACGGAGGAGGCGCGAAACAAAAAGGCAAAACAACAGAAUCCAGAAUUGGUUUUGACUUUAUUUGAUAUGUUUGCAUUUUUUGGGUUUUCAAUCAUUUAAAGCUGUUCCUUUGUUGUACAAAAACAGGUGAUCAAUGCCAUCAUUAAAAAAGUGAAAAGACAAAAAAAUACAAUAAAGGACUUUUUGUGUAUUGCUGCAAGCCGGCUCCUUCCGCCAUUUUGAUUCAUGCGCUGCAGUUUAACUGCCUCCACCACAGCGACGUCAGCUGGAGCUCACUUAAUGAAACUAACACAACCUGGUAGGUUUUAAUGUUCAUCUGUGGAGUCUGUGUGUGUUUCUGUUUUCUGCUGAUGUCACAAACUAACGUCUCACUCCACAGGUAGAGGAAGCGUUUCACCAGGUGAUUCUGUCUGAGGUCAAACAGUGAUCUUAAAAACUUCUGUUUUUCAGACACAAACAUAAACGAUGUGUGUCAGGACCAGUGGUUUUAAGCCUUUUUACCAAAUCUCAUGUACACGUCCUAUUACAGGUAAUAACUCGAACAGAUUUUUUUCUACUGUUCCAGGCAGACGUUGGUUUUCAGACAUUUCUGAUAAAAGCUGAGCAGACCAAUCUGAUCUUUAACUGUGUUGCCAGGGAAUGCUGACGUGAUUUUGAGAAACAUUAAUGCAGACUGGAUGUUAACAGUCUGCUGAUUGAUUUUCAUGCUUCACAGAAAUUAAUAGGAAACAAUGGCUGCUUGGAAAGUUGGAUAAAUACAUCCAAUCAUCGAACAUGUUCUCAUCCCAAGUUGUCACAUACCGCCUCUUAUUCAGUGGACACUCAUGUCCACAUAUUACAUGCUUGGUCUGCUGUUGACGUUCUGGGACGCUGCUGUCAUCACCGUGAAUUCAACAAAAGCAGAUGUUUAGGUUUGGAAAAAUCAUCAUAAUUUGGCGUUACGUUCAUACAAAGCAAACACCGGCCUCCUGGGUGAAAGUCCAGGCUUUGUUUGUCCCAUCCACCUCCCCUCUCUCCCGCCCCUACUGGGACUUUACAGCUCCUUUUAUUACAACGUUACCUGCAGUGUUUCAAACUGAUGCAGUCCUGUGGUGUAUCAUACCUCAGGCUGACGGGUAGCGCAUCAUCAUACCACGGUGAGAGGUGGCUUGACGCUGAAAUCACUGACAAAAGCGACAGUAUUUGACGACUUCAGAAUGAACGUAUACGCAUGAAUUUGAAAGUGAUAGCAAAAACAUUAAAAGGUGAGUUCAGUAUUUUUAAUGUGGGCACUGUUUACCAUGUUUUUGUAUCAAUGACUGAAGGGAACAGUAAGCUUUGAAACUGGUUCAUCAUGAGUGCAGCUGCAAACAGGAUGCAAAGUAACCAGUCGAGACGUGUUAGCACCGUCAAUUUCCAUCUGAAAGUGUUUUUGUCACUGACCGGCUCAGAUUGAUAUUCAGAGUGUCUGACAACAUCAUGAAAGGAUCCCUACAGAGAUAAAGAGUAAGAUCCUUCUAGUUUAGCCAGAAACAGCCCUGAAAUCACCGUCACCAAACCCACCACACUCCAUUUAAAUACAUUUCAUUGUAGCAUCUUAAAACAAACUUCGUUCAGA
Messenger RNA from Epinephelus fuscoguttatus (brown-marbled grouper), 3617 nucleotides. Its product is annotated as suppressor of tumorigenicity 7 protein homolog. NCBI's taxonomy places the organism in Eukaryota, Metazoa, Chordata, Actinopteri, Perciformes, Serranidae. The record is from RefSeq and is a predicted model, not a curated record. The coding region runs from base 304 to 1857 and encodes 517 amino acids. The transcript has 17 exons.